This is a messenger RNA of Coffea eugenioides, 3119 nucleotides long. RefSeq names its product putative RNA polymerase II subunit B1 CTD phosphatase RPAP2 homolog. The record is from RefSeq and is a predicted model, not a curated record. NCBI's taxonomy places the organism in Eukaryota, Viridiplantae, Streptophyta, Magnoliopsida, Gentianales, Rubiaceae. Gene Ontology annotation, molecular function: RNA polymerase II CTD heptapeptide repeat phosphatase activity; RNA polymerase core enzyme binding. The transcript has 7 exons. Gene Ontology annotation, cellular component: nucleus; cytoplasm. The coding region runs from base 223 to 2493 and encodes 756 amino acids.
UCCCCUCUUGUCUUCAAUUCAAAUUUGGCAGCCGGAAACAACUGGGUAUUGUCUUCUCUUCGCCGGAGCUAUCUUCUUCUUCCCCAAGGCAUAACCAUUCUUUUUUGGUUCUUAACCAAUCGUCAGUCAUCAAGCAUAAUCAGAAGUUCAGAAUUCCACCGGACUGCUUUUCUUCUCUUCCACUGGUACAUAGGUUUUCGGUUUCUCUAAGAGCUAUUAGUUAUGGCAAAGGAUCAUGUAAUUGCAGUAAAAGAUGCUGUUCACAGGCUUCAACUUUCUCUUCUAGAAGGCAUUCAGGAUGAGAACAAAUUAUUUGCAGCUGGUUCAGUGAUGUCACAAAGUGACUAUCAAGAUGUGGUUACAGAGAGAUCCAUAACUAAUUUGUGUGGUUACCCUCUCUGUGGCAAUUCUUUGCCUUUGGAAAGGCCAAGAAAAGGCAGAUAUCGGAUUUCACUCAAGGAACAUAAAGUUUAUGAUCUUCAUGAAACGUACAUGUACUGCUCCACAAAUUGUGUGGUGAAUAGUCGGGCUUUUGUAGCUAGUCUGCAGGAGGAGAGAUCUUCAACUUUAAACCCGGUGAAACUGAACGAAAUUUUGAGGCUAUUUGAGGGAUUAAGUUUGGAAGAGUCCAGUGGUGGUUUUGGAAAGAACAGCGAUUUAGAGUUGUCAAAGUUGAGGAUUCAAGAAAUGACUGACACAGGGUCUGGGGAAGUGUCUCUUGAGGAGUGGAUUGGACCUUCAAAUGCUAUUGAAGGCUAUGUUCCUCUGAAAGACUCUUGCUCCAACAUCCAACAGGCAAGAAACCUUGAAAAAGGGUGUAAGUCUGAGCAUGCUCAUAUCCAGCAGAUAAAAGACAAUUUUUUUAAUGACGUGGACUUCACAAGUACUUUAAUUAUUCAAGAUGAGUAUAGUAUGUCGAAAUCUCCAGAUCCGGCAAGGAGUAUCUCUGGUCAUAAAACUGAUAAGCAGAAAGGAAAAAUGAAGCACAAAGACAUGAAAGAUGAUGAAUCCACCGAAUUAGAAGGGCGAGUUGUUUCUGAGGGAAAUAAAAUUGAAAAGAAAAAUUUGGAUAAGGCACCAAGGAAACCUGCCAUUAAAGACAAUCUAGGAGACAGUCUAGGUGACUUAUCAAAUGAUAUCGAUGAGAAGCUUGUCAUUUCAGACUCGUUUUCUGGUCCUGGCCGGAAUGAUCUAAAUAAGAACAUGAGUGAAGCAGCUUCAGAAUUUCAAGCUGAAAAGGCAUCUAGUUCUACUGCCAACAUGCUAAAGCCUUCUUUAAAAUCAACAAAGGGAAAGAGGGGAACUCGUUCUGUCACUUGGGCUGAUGAGAAAGUUGAUGGUAAUGGCAGCAAAAGCCUUUGUGACUUAUCAAAUGAUAUCGAUGAGAAGCUUGUCAUUUCAGACUCGUUUUCUGGUCCUGGCGGGAAUGAUCUAAAUAAGAACACGAGUGAAGCAGCUUCAGAAUUUCAAGCUGAAAAGGCAUCUAGUUCUACUGCCAACAUGCUAAAGCCUUCUUUAAAAUCAACAAAGGGAAAGGGGGGAACUCGUUCUGUCACUUGGGCUGAUGAGAAAGUUGAUGGUAAUGGCAGCAAAAGCCUUUGUGAGUUUCGAGAAUUAGAGGACACAAAAAAUAUUUUCAGCCAACCUGGUUCUGCAGUUAUGGAAGUAAAUGAGGAUCCAUAUAGGUUUGCAUCAGCUGAAGUGUGUGCAAGAGCGCUCAGCGAAGCAGCAGAGGCUGUUGUAUCUGGAGAUGCUGAUACUUCUGAUGCAGUGGCUGAAGCUGGAAUUAUUCUAUUACCUCCUCAUCCAGAAGUGCAUGGAACUGAAGCUCAAGUGGAAGUUGAUAUGCCUGAUUCCGAAACAAAUGUUUUAAAAUGGCCAAUGAAAUCAGGCUUAUCAAACUCUGAUCUGUUGGACCCCAAUGAUUCUUGGUAUGAUACGCCACCAGAGGGGUUCAGUUUGAAUUUAUCGCCAUUUGCAACAAUGUUUAUGGCACUAUUUGGAUGGAUAUCAUCGUCUUCCUUGGCCUAUAUAUAUGGACAUGAUGAAAGCCUUCAUGAAGAUUAUCUGUAUAUCAAUGGGAGGGAGUACCCCCGCAAGAUUUUUUCCACUGAUGGUCGCUCUCUUGAAAUUAAGCAAGCUCUGGCUGGCUGUCUUGCUCGGGCUUUACCAGCGCUUGUUGCCGAUCUCCAGCUUCCAAUGCCACUAUCUACUCUGGAGAAAGAAAUGGACCAUCUACUUGAUACAAUGUCUUUUAUGGAUCCACUUCCACCAUUCAGGAUGAAGCAGUGGCAACUGCUUGUUCUCUUGCUUCUUGAUGCUUUAUCAGUUUAUAGGAUUCCUGCACUGACUCCUUACAUGACUGGUAGAAGAAUUCUGCUUCCAAAGGUGCUGCAAGGGGCGCAAAUAAGUGCAGAAGAAUACGAGAUUAUGAAGGACCUGAUUAUUCCACUUGGCAGAGUUCCUCAAUUUGCAAUGCAGUGCGGCGCUUAAAUUGUGACUAAAUAGCUUCCCUCAACUCCGUCGCCCAUUUUGCUCGUCGGGAUUCUCUAAUGGGGUUGCUGCUGGAAAUUUAAUGUUCGUACACUUCUUUUUGGUUCCUCCGAGUUGAAAUUCCUCUGUCUAGGUAAGAUAACCUUACCAGCCCCUCCUUUCCUCCGGAUCCCUGAGGCGUCAAUUUGAAUUGUGAACGAACCUCUUCAAUGAGAGACGACAAAAGAAAUGGGUGGAUUUAAGCUGUUUGAGUUUCCACUUAAAAAUCAUCCUGUAUUGUGUAAUUGCAGAUGGCACAAGCUUAGCCAUGGCGAUGACAUUAACUAGCGUCAGUGGUCAGCAAAAAGUAACAGAUGAAGGAAUAAUUAGCAGGAGGGUUCCGAAAUUACUCCCUUUGAGAAACCCAUAUUUUGGCUUGUCCUCAGUUCAUGUAUAUAUAUAUAUCUUUGCUGGGCUCUAAACUUUUGGUGUAAAAAAUUUAAAAUCAGUCCCGCAGCCCCAAAUUGGGUAUUUGUUUUUCAAUUUAUAUUCAAUUACAGACAUUUUUUAGUUUCAUGUCCUGGAGUCUUAGCCCAGCAGUUGACAAUGUAAAGGAUAUGAUAUUGAAUUCUCUGUUCCUUUUUUUU